Molecule: messenger RNA, 738 nt
Organism: Zalophus californianus (California sea lion)
Lineage: Eukaryota; Metazoa; Chordata; Mammalia; Carnivora; Otariidae
Product: 40S ribosomal protein S4-like
Exons: 1
Coding region: 1-738 (245 amino acids)
Biological process (GO): translation
Cellular component (GO): ribosome; cytosolic small ribosomal subunit
Molecular function (GO): structural constituent of ribosome; RNA binding
Source: RefSeq, a predicted model, not a curated record
AUGGCUUGUGGUCCCAAGAAGCAUCUGAAGCUAGUAGUAGCUCCAAAGCAGCAGAUGCUGGAUAAACUGACUGGUGUGUUUGCCCCUCACCCAUCUACUGGUCCCCAUAAGCUGAGAGAGUGUCUCCAUCUCAUCAUUUUCCUAAAGAACAGACUUAAGUAUGCCCUAACAGGGGAUGAAUUAAAGAAGAUCUGUUCGCAGUGUUUUAUUAAGAUUGAUGGCACGGUCCGAACUGAUAUAACCUACCCUGCUGGUUUUAUGGAUGUCAUCAGCACUGACAAGAGUGGGGAGAAUUUCCACCUGAUCUAUGACACCAAGGGUCGCUUUGCUGUUCAUCGGAUUGCACCUGAGGAGGCCAAGUAUAAGUUGUGGAAAGAGAGAAGGAUCUUUGUGGAGACAAAAGGAAUCCCUCAUCUGAUGAUCCAUGAUGCUCACACCAUCCGCUGUCCUGCUCCCCUCAGCCAGGUGGGUGCCACCAUUCAGACUGAUUUGGAGACCGGAAAGAUCACUGAUUUCAUCAAGUUUGACACUGGUAAUCUGUGUAUGAUAAGCAGAUGUGCUAACCUGGGAAGAAUCAGCAGAGAGAGACACCCUGGGUCUUUUGAUGUAGUUCAUGUGAAAGAUGCCAAUGGCAACAGCUUUGCCACCCAGCUCUUCGACAUCUUUUUUUAUUGGCAAAGGCAACAAACCAUGGAUUUCUUUUCCCCAUGGAAAGGGUAUUUGCCUCACCAUUGCUGA